Molecule: messenger RNA, 678 nt
Organism: Auxenochlorella protothecoides
Lineage: Eukaryota; Viridiplantae; Chlorophyta; Trebouxiophyceae; Chlorellales; Chlorellaceae
Exons: 1
Coding region: 1-678 (225 amino acids)
Source: RefSeq, a predicted model, not a curated record
AUGGAUGACGUCGUGCAAGUGUCGGCGAUAGUCGCGGUGGUCGUGGCAGGUGAGGAACCCCAGGGAGCCCAGCUUGAAGGAGAUGAUAGGCGGGAUGGUGGUGCCAAACAGAUGCGCAGCGUGCAGAAUCAGGCCAUCGCCCCCCAGGCUGACGAUGAAGUCCACCGCCCGGUGCAGGCCAAAGGCCUCGCUGGGGUGGAAGGGCAGGAUCCACUUGCCCAGGCCCUGGCGCACCUGGAAGUUGGAUGGGGGAUGGAGGGUGGGGAGGCAGUCACAGCGACUGCCCAGCACUUGGAAGCAACCCCAGAGGUGGCAACCCUGCUGUUUUCAAGAUGUGAAGGCAGCAAGGUCCAAGACAGGCAAAACCCUGGGCAAGGUCUGCCCGCCAUGCCAUUGAACCUCCACCCUCCUCCCAGAAUCAAAGGCAGAUGCAUGGUGUGCAUCUGCAGUGAGAAUGUGCCACCAACAGCAGCACAUCACAGCUGUGUGAACAGACACACGCAUGACGUACAGCGCCAACCAUUCGCUCACCAGGCACUCAUGGCAGGAAUCUUCCACGACGACAAGCAAGCCCUGCUCCCGCCCGAGGAAGUCCACCACCGCAGCAAACUCCUCCUCCAGCUCCUCCCCGAUCUUCUUGAGGACCAUGACACUGCGACCAGGACAAUGUCAAGCUGA